ACUAGCUACUAGCCCUAGCAUUAGCUUCCAGUAACCGUGGCCUUUUGGCGUAAAACAUCGACUGACACGCACUAAAAACGCACCACAACUCCUUCAAAAUGCUCCUUAGUCUAUAUGCUGUUGUGUAAUGUGCUAAUCUGAUCACAAAAUGCGUUAAAAUCGCUGUGGCCUUUAUGCUAGCGCCGCUAUUGUUUUGUCCCGGUGGACUGCAGUCUUUUGUUAGCUGCCAGUCAAAUAACUCAGUACCCGUGUAAUCUGUGACGACAGUGCACUGGGGCUUAAAACAAACUAAAUAUUGAUUUGCAAUGGACGUGUGUUAACCCCCGAAAAAGCGAACAAUUGAUAAACCAGCAGCUGCGUAAUGCUAAUGCGCCAAACAGCCGAGCUCGAGCGACUGGAUUGACCCCAGAUGGCGUCGAAUUUUAAUGAUUCUUGAUGACGUAUCGCUUUGAGUCAGGAUGAUUCUGAAGGGUUUCUGUCUGAAAAACAGCGUGUCGACGUGUACUGGGUUGACCUGAGAGAACAAAGGACUAUUGGUCACGCUAACUCACCUGUACGUCCAUUGUGCCCUGACUUUGAACUGUGCUCGUUAUAUAUUUCCCACGUCCGUUUGAGUUUUUGUGGUCUUGACUGGAAUAUCCACUGCUGAAUAUAACCUCCCUCUUUUCCCCAAGUUUUAUAUGAUCCAUCCCAUCACUAAAUUCCAUAAAAAUGUUAUUUCGCAGACAUCGCUGUUCCUGGCCUCUAAAGUGGAGGAGCAGCCCAGGAAGUUGGAGCAUGUUAUUAAAAUAGCCUAUGCCUGCUUGAACCCCCAAGAACCUGCCCUGGAUACCAAGAGCACAGCAUUUCAGCAGCUGUCACAGGAGGUGGUCGCUGUCGAAUCGAUUAUUCUACAAACACUAGGUUUUGAAAUUACAAUUGAUCAUCCACACACAGAUGUGGUGAGGUGCUCCCAGCUAGUACGAGCGAGCAAGGAUUUGGCACAGACUUCCUAUUUCAUGGCUACCAACAGUUUGCACCUCACCACCUUCUGCCUGCAGUACCGGCCCACCGUCGUGGCGUGUGUCUGCAUCCACCUGGCCUGCAAGUGGUCCAACUGGGAGAUUCCUGUCUCCACCAACGGGAAGCACUGGUGGGAGUAUGUGGACCACACGGUGACCUUGCAGCUGCUGGACGAGCUUACACACGAGUUUCUCCAGAUCCUGGAGAAGACUCCCAGCAGGUUGAAGAGGAUCCGGAACUGGAGGGCCAUUCAAGCUGCUAAGAAGCCAAAGAGCGAGGGAUCAGCCGUGGACAGUGCCUUCCAGGGGACGUCUUUAGAUGGCCUCUCUGGCGUCGCCAACUCUUUCUUUGCCUCCAGCUCGGCGCCAGACGCCUCAGAAAUGACGGCUCUAAACGGCAUGGCCAGCUCCUACGCAGCAUACGAGCCGAUGAACGACGCCUUCUCCCAGCCCCUGCACGCCGACUUCUCCAUGUCCAAACACGAACACAAAGCUGUGAGCGGUAAGCAGCAGCUCGUCUCGCAGGCCGCACCCUUCGCACGAGCACAGAAAGUCCUGUCGCUGGAAAAGUACAGAGAGAAACACGCAGCAGAGCUGGCUUUGCAGAACGGCGUGAAAGAGGAGCUGAGCACAGACGUGUACGCGCAGCCGCCCGCCAUCUCCUCGCACCACCACAAGAAGAGAUCUCACGCACAGCAGGCGGAGAAAUCUGGCGAGGGCCGGCGGGAGAAGUCCAGCUCCAAAAAGAUGCGCCUGGCUCAGGCGUAUGGUGAGAAUGGCUCAGCCAGCAGCGAAGAGCUCAAGAUGAGAAUCAAAGUUUCGUCUGAGCGCCACAGUGGCUCUGACCUGAGCAAGGACAAGCACAAAGAGCAGCGCCACUCUAAACACAGCAACUCGCAACUGUACUCUCUCACUAAAGGGCCGAUGGACAACGGCUCUUUAGCCCUGAAGGCGCCGGGCGGCCAUGACGGCUCCGCCUCAGGCUCGUCUCGGAAAAGGCCGCACUCUGACGCUGGGAACCACCACCACCAUCACCACCACCAGUCGUCGAAGAUCAGCAGGAGCUCCAAGUCGGCCAUGAACGCCUCCCACUUCUCCGCAGAGAGCCAGAGGGGGGCGGAGCACCUGGGCCACGCUGGAAGCAACGGCCUGCUGACCGCCAACAGCCAACACACUGACUACAAAGAUACUUUUGACAUGCUGGACUCUUUAUUAAGUGCCCAAGGGAUGAACUUGUAACCCUCCGCCGCCAGUUUAGUCUAGUUUUUAAGGUAUUACAUGUUUUAAAAAAAGAAUUUAUUUGUCUUAAGUUAUGUGAAUUCCACGUCGCCCUCGGUCGUGUCCACAUGCUGAUGCACGGAGCUGUGCACGAGAGCCCGCUCUGCUCCCGAGACUGCGACUGGGAUAAUGGAAUUUUAACUGUUUUUAUGAUUUUUAAUGUGCAUGUUUUCGGUCACUGGUAGGAGGAAGCGCAACGGCUUUCGCAGCCAUCGUGUCGGUUUACAUUCUGCGUCUUUUUAAAUGAAUUUUGUUCCACUGAAAAUCUCAGGUCUGACCUUUUUUACUACAAGAAGGAAUCUUCCUCUGUGGGAUCACUACCCGAAGAGGCGCGUCGCCUCGUCGAUGGACAUUUGUCUUAUGAACCUGGUCUGCUCACGUUCGAGUCUCCAGAUACAAAGUUCUUGACUCUGUGAAAGUGCAUUUAUGAUAUGACUGAAAUGAAAUGGAAGUAGGCCUUGUGACCGUUUACCUCGUCAAUAGCUAUUCAGUAUGAAGAGUUGCCGAUCGAUCCGAUCUCUAAAGUCGUGUACAUAAGACUGUUGUUCACCUAAGCUGUGGGUUUAUCGUGUCGGUCCUCAUCUAGUGCGUCAUCAGACCCAAUGCAGAUUGUAAUGACGAUUUUCUCCUUGACUUGUGUAUCGAUGGCCACAAUAAAGGUGUAAACGUGAUUUUUUUUUUUUGUUCUU
Molecule: messenger RNA, 2968 nt
Organism: Synchiropus splendidus (mandarinfish)
Lineage: Eukaryota; Metazoa; Chordata; Actinopteri; Syngnathiformes; Callionymidae
Gene: ccnt2b
Product: cyclin T2b
Exons: 9
Coding region: 681-2240 (519 amino acids)
Biological process (GO): regulation of transcription by RNA polymerase II; positive regulation of DNA-templated transcription, elongation
Cellular component (GO): cyclin/CDK positive transcription elongation factor complex; nucleus
Molecular function (GO): cyclin-dependent protein serine/threonine kinase activator activity
Source: RefSeq, a predicted model, not a curated record